Messenger RNA from Alternaria arbusti, 558 nucleotides. RefSeq lists its product as uncharacterized. The transcript is spliced from 3 exons. Gene Ontology annotation, biological process: protein import into nucleus. The record is from RefSeq and is a predicted model, not a curated record. Bases 1 to 558 code for a protein of 185 amino acids. Lineage: Eukaryota; Fungi; Ascomycota; Dothideomycetes; Pleosporales; Pleosporaceae. Gene Ontology annotation, cellular component: nuclear pore central transport channel.
AUGUCGCAACACUAUGUACUCGGUCCAGAACUGACUCAUCUACAGCCGACUUCAACGCCAUCGCCCGUAUGUACCACCGGAUACAGCAAGCACAACCCCGCCGACAUCCUCUCCACGAUCGCUCCAUCCAUCAAAGCGCGACUGACCCUUGCUCCAGAGCAGUUCGUCCAGUUCUACUACAAGACCUUCGAUGAGAACCGCGCUGGUCUCGGUGCCCUCUACAAGGAGACUUCCAUGCUCACUUUUGAGGCGCAAGGCACUCAGGGUUCCGCUGCCAUUGUAGAGAAGCUCCAGAACCUGCCAUUCCAGCAGAUACAACACCGUACCGACACCGUCGACGCUCAGCCUUCCGCCGAUGACGGUAUCCUUGUGCUCGUCACCGGUGCGCUUUUGGCAAGUCGUUCCCAUGCAUCGUUACAUCCGACCUUGACUAAUACUGAACAGCUUGCGGGAGAGGACAAGCCAAUGAGCUUCACCCAGGCCUUCCAGCUCAAGAAUGCUGAGGGCAACUGGUUCGUUCUGAACGACGUUUUCCGUCUCGUAUACCCCGCCGCGUAG